AUAAGCAGCAGUGCGACCCAAAGGCAGAUCCUCACGUUUCGCCUCUCGAACGACUGUUUCUAUGUGUUUGUUCAGCGGACGUUCGGACUGUGUUUAACUCGGAGUGGACAGCAGAAUCAUGACGUCUGGAGGCCCCGUGAUGAACGGCGACAUCGCUCGCUCUCCAGGCACGCUGGAGGACACUCUGAUGCAGAUGAAUAUCCUCAUCCAGGAGAACCGUGAUCUGAAAGAGGCCCUGCGUCAGACCAACCUGACCAUGAAGGAGCGUUUCGAGGGUCUGACGCUGUGGCGGGAGAAGCAGCGGGAGGAGCGGGGCUUCUUAGAGAGCAAGCUGGAGGAGGCGCGGGGCCACAUGGAGGCUCUGACCAUCCAAAACCAGGAGCUGAACAAGAAGACGGAAGGGCCGGGCGGAGCUCCAGGGGGUUCGCAGGCAGCAGCGUCCAAUCAGAGCGCAGAGAUGGAAGCCCUGCGUGCCCAUGUGGCGCGCCUUCAGGCUGAGAAGAACGACCUGGUGGCCAUGAACUCUGAGCUGCAGCUGAAGGCCGACCAGGACUCGAACGAUGACUCCUUCAUCGAGAUCAUCAAGGUGUCGGAUGAAGGCAUCGACGGUGUGCACGACGCCUGCGGUGCCAGGCGCAGCAAACGUCCCGAACUGAGCAUGACGGCGUCCCGGCUGGACAGCGAGGAGAUGACGGUCAGCCAGCUGCUGCAGUCCCUUAGGAACGAGACGCAGCAGGUGGAGCGGCUGCAGGGCGAGCUGCGGGCUUCCACUGCCAGGAUUAGAGACCUGGAGGAGAAGAAGAGUAACGUAGAUGAAUCAAUUCAGACCCUGCCGAUUACAGAACCCAAGGAGGAUUCUGUGCAGCAGGAGAAGGCGGCGUCUGAGGUAGAGAACCUGAAGUCUCAGAUGAUGACGCUGUUCAAAGAUUUGCAGCAGGCCCAGAGCAAGCUGGAUGAAGCAGAAGGCAUGAAGAAGAACCUGCAGGACAGAUGUCGGGAUGUGGAGCAGGACGUGGUGACUCUAAAGGCUCAGCUGGUGGAAAAGCAGGCCGUUCAGACGGAGAACGACCGGCUGAAGCUGCAGCUGGACAGCAUGCAGGCCCAGAGCCUGAUGGAGCAGAGGAAAGCUGGGGAGGAGAGGACCAACCUGGCCCAACUGAAGGAUGCCUACACCAAGCUGUUUGAAGACUACAAUGAGCUCAAGGAGGAGAGGAAAAAGAAAGAGUCUCAGCUGGUGCAGAAGGAGGUGGCGGAUGAUCUGCAGGUGCGACUGAACGCUGCCGAAGAAGCCCUGGCUGCUAAACAGGACAAGAUUGAUGCCAUGAAGCAGGAGAUCUUCCAGAAAGAGAAGGAAAUGGAGACAAUAUCUGUCUUCCAAGCCCAGGCGGAGGUCUACUCCUCAGACUUCUACGCUGAGCGAGCGGCGAGGGAGAAACUUCACGAGGAGAGGGAGCGACUGGCUGCUCAGCUGGAGUUUGUGAAGAAGCAGAACAACCAGCUGCAGGAAGAGAUGGACUCACUGGGCAGGCGGUCACUGAAUGAGUUGCAGAGGAGACAUGGGUCAAUCGGAGGAAGUCCACACGGAGCUGGUGCAAGUCUGGUUGGAAGAGGCACUGACUGGCAGCAUCAGGGGAACAUUCCCGAACACGCCUGUCCAAAGUGCAACGAGAUCCUUCCAGACCUGGACUCCCUGCAGAUUCACAUCAUGGACUGCAUCAACUAGACUGUCAUCAUUAUAAGCAUUCACAACAGCUACAUUAGCACUUUAAUCUGAGUCUUCCUCUGCUUUGACCUGCACCUCUUCUGUGAUCCCUGUGACGACACUCCAUAGAUCCCCGGUAAACUCAGCGAUGUUCAUUCUAGGAGGGGAACACUUUGCUUUUUGGUAGAAUUAAAGUAGAAAGUGUAUCAAGGGAUCCUACACAUGAGAAGCAAGUCUGGAAAUCAGUUGGCCAUCUCUAGUUCUUUGUAAAUUUGCCAUUUGAAUUUGAUUUGGAAUAGUUCAGAAAACGACACAUCCUCUGUAAUUUAGCCCCAUGUCAUCUGGCACAUUUUCCUAUUUGUUGCUGUAAUGACUGAAAUCUAGCUGAUAAAGAAAUUCUGUAAGGAGUAACAAGGCUGGAAUAUUAAAGCAGAAUUUUUGACAAGA
Scomber scombrus (Atlantic mackerel) is the source of this 2149-nucleotide messenger RNA. It is a transcript of the gene optn, whose product is annotated as optineurin. Gene Ontology annotation, biological process: regulation of canonical NF-kappaB signal transduction; protein localization to Golgi apparatus; Golgi ribbon formation. The transcript has 14 exons. The coding region runs from base 119 to 1723 and encodes 534 amino acids. NCBI's taxonomy places the organism in Eukaryota, Metazoa, Chordata, Actinopteri, Scombriformes, Scombridae. The record is from RefSeq and is a predicted model, not a curated record. Gene Ontology annotation, molecular function: K63-linked polyubiquitin modification-dependent protein binding. Gene Ontology annotation, cellular component: nucleus; cytoplasm; Golgi apparatus.